AUUAAAUAAAAAAAAUGAAAAAAAGUAAUGUAACGCUCUCUGCAAUUCUUUUCUUGUCUCUUUCUCCUCCGCGCCGACGCCCAAGGAACUCAGAAAGAAAAGAGAAAAGGAUAAAUUAGAGAGAGAUCCAUAUCUGUAUACAUCGGUAGUAGCAGAAGUAGUAGUAGUAGACUAUUUCAGUAUACGGGUUCCAUUCUCUUUGGUAUUCCUUUGUGGGUUUUUGAAUCCGUUGAUUGGGUAGCCUUUAUUACCUUUUAGAUUUUUUUUUGUGGUAGUGAUGGACAGUGGUGAGAAAGUGGAAGCUGGGUCUUCUUCUUGGGUUGGUGACAAGCAAGAACAAGUCGGAGAAAUGUUGACUGAGAAGUCUGAGAGGGUUUGUGAUGAUGAAGUUGUUGAAGAGGAAGAUGAUGAACUAGAAGAUGAUGGGGUUGCUGGUUUUGUUCCUGGUCCCUUGGUUCCUCUCAAAGAACAGCUUGAGAAAGAUAAGGACGAUGAGAGCUUAAGGAGGUGGAAAGAGAAGCUUCUUGGCUGUCUCGAAGAAGACUUAAAUGGUCAAAUGGAGCCUGAAGUUACAUUCCACUCUAUAGGGAUCGUCUCUGAGAACUUGAGAGAGAGAAAUACCCCUUUGCCCUUGGAUACCAACCAAAGCAACCGUGUCCUAUUUACUCUCAGGGAGGGGUCCCAGUAUAGACUGAAGCUGACAUUCACUGUGCAGCACAACAUUGUCUCUGGCUUGGCCUACUCCAACACUGUCUGGAAAGGGGGCCUUCAAGUUGAUCAAAGCAAAGGCAUGUUGGGUACUUUUGCUCCACAGAAGGAACCCUAUGUACACAGCCUAGAUGAGGAGAUCACUCCCUCUGGUGUGCUUGCAAGGGGAAUUUACACAGCAAAACUGAAGUUUGAAGACGAUGAUAAAAGAUGUUAUUUGGAGCUCAGUUAUACAUUUGAAAUCAAGAAGCGUAGCUGAUGGAGUCUUGAGGGAGUCCAUUGUUUUUCAUGGUUUCAAUUUUCCACAACAGUGACUGCACAUUGUUCAUAUAAUUCCAGUUGCAAUAUGGCUCUUUGACAGUCUUUUACUACUCAAAAUAUACAGCGUUUAGAUUUUAGAGUUUAAUUCCAUUGCCAUUUUUGUGUUCUA
This is a messenger RNA of Macadamia integrifolia, 1138 nucleotides long. Its product is annotated as rho GDP-dissociation inhibitor 1-like. The coding region runs from base 278 to 967 and encodes 229 amino acids. Gene Ontology annotation, cellular component: cytoplasm; membrane; cytosol. NCBI's taxonomy places the organism in Eukaryota, Viridiplantae, Streptophyta, Magnoliopsida, Proteales, Proteaceae. The record is from RefSeq and is a predicted model, not a curated record. Gene Ontology annotation, biological process: Rho protein signal transduction. The transcript is spliced from 5 exons. Gene Ontology annotation, molecular function: Rho GDP-dissociation inhibitor activity; protein binding.